Schizosaccharomyces osmophilus is the source of this 1467-nucleotide messenger RNA. Its product is annotated as proteasome assembly chaperone. The coding region runs from base 1 to 1467 and encodes 488 amino acids. The transcript has a single exon. Gene Ontology annotation, biological process: proteasome assembly. Gene Ontology annotation, cellular component: cytosol. NCBI's taxonomy places the organism in Eukaryota, Fungi, Ascomycota, Schizosaccharomycetes, Schizosaccharomycetales, Schizosaccharomycetaceae. The record is from RefSeq and is a predicted model, not a curated record.
AUGGAAGAUUUAAAACUUAUUCCUGGUCUUCCUGAAGAAGGAAGGCAUCUAUUGAGACUGCUGAAAGACAUUAUUUUAGAUCCUGCUGCAAUAAUAAGGGAAAUACCUAGAGCUAUCUACGCUUUCCGCGAUUCUAUUACGGAAGAGAAUCGUCCGGCUUGUCUUGGCCUUUUAGAAACGUUACUAGGAUGCUUUGAAUUGCCGUUCUCAGAUGAACCUAUUGUUAAAGCACUCGAAAAGUUAAUAGAGCCGAUGAGUUGGAGUGAUUUGAAGCAUUUUGGCAUUGAAGCAUAUUUGGCAACAGGUUUCCAAAACCCUUCCCCGGAAGUACAACUAUUUUGUUUCAAGUUGAUUCGAAGAGCGAAUUGGAAAGAAAAUGAUAUUUCGGAGAAUACUUUUGAAUUGAUCCUCACGUGCUUGAAUUCUGAGAGUAUUGAAGUUUCUGAAGAAGCGUUUCAGCUUCUUUUGGACAUGUCUGAUUACCCUGCUUACUUUGAACAAAUAUUACAAGAGUUUACAGAUAUGGACUAUGAGAUUUUGGAUACCACUUUAAAAGUUCGCUGGUUAAUGCUUUUCGCGAAACUUGCAAUCAAAUCCCCAGAGUAUAUGAAUAAAGUAGUAAAGAAAGGACUAUUUGCAUUUGAUUUUGAAAAAACUAACGAUGUUUUUUUACGACUUUGUUAUGUUGAUGUUUUAAAUAUAAUGUUGGAAACUCCGUUUACGUUUACGUACGUUUCAACGAGUGAGUCUGGAUUAUUAGACCAAGUUGUUAGAUGUUUUAAAAAAGAAAUAAGUUCUUUUACAGAUCACAUUGGUCUCACCUUUCUCCCGGUACUCUGCCGAAAGUACCCUGAUGCAUAUCAAGCAAUUAAUGAAAAUUAUGACCUAGUCAAUGUCGUUCGUAAAAGAAUUGACAUAAAGGAUACAACUUCCGUUCUUUUAUAUGGCCAUUUCUUAACUAGUGAGACAAUUACCUCUCUCUUAGUCCAGAAUUACGAAGCGGAAUCAUCUGAAGGAUACAUUCCUCGUUCACUGCUGUCUAGGUUUCUGAUAGAUGAUACCGGCCUUACCUCUUUGGCUUUGGCCUUAGACCAACCAAAUACAGAUUUAUGGACCAAGCUUUGGAAGACCCUUCCCGGCGAUAGUUUAUCAAGUAUCAUAAAGACUUCGUCUUCUCCUCUUCGUCGGACCCGCCAAUUAGGUUUUCAAUGUCUACUGCAUAUCGCACAAAGAUCGCCCAUUCACUUGGCUUCCCAGGCUUUUGCCAUCAAAUAUUUAUUGGCAACCGAUGGAGACCAUGAAACUUGUGUUCUUCGCUACAAGGUUUUGCAAGCUUUGUGGGAAUCUUCGAAUGAAGGAAAGGACUUGCCAUUAGGAAGGUAUCAGGAUGAAAUCCAAAAGCGUCUUCAACGAGGCGCGUUUGCUGGUCCUUCAGUUACUUUAAAAGUUGCUACGAAAACAGCCUAA